Messenger RNA from Trichoplusia ni (cabbage looper), 3611 nucleotides. RefSeq names its product transmembrane protein 94-like. The transcript is spliced from 20 exons. NCBI's taxonomy places the organism in Eukaryota, Metazoa, Arthropoda, Insecta, Lepidoptera, Noctuidae. The record is from RefSeq and is a predicted model, not a curated record. Gene Ontology annotation, molecular function: nucleotide binding. Bases 119 to 3490 code for a protein of 1123 amino acids.
ACCACUGGCAACACCGCUGUCAAUCAUUGCUGCGACCUGAAGUUGGCUUUUCUGAGAAUUUCAAUACUCCCAAAGUUUUCUUUUAAUACAUACAAUACCCGCGUAAAACUGAUUAAAUAUGGAGGGUUUAUACAAAAUAAAUUUAGUACCAAGUGAUCUGAGCAUAGAGGAGACGAUACUGCAGAUAGCAGACACUUUGGAUAAUCUCAACGGCAUUGUUGACGACGUGUUUGAGCGACUGUCGAAUAGAAUCAAGCAGAAUAUGGACAAGACAAACAAGUUAAAUGAGAGAAUUGAGAUCUCUAGAACUAAAGUAGAGAAACUGACCGGCAUGCAGAAAGCUAUUAAGGUGUUCUCCAGCGCCAAGUAUCCGGCUACUAUUACCCAUGAACAUUAUCAGUCGGUAUUCGAUAUCGGCGGAUAUCAACAUAACCCUAAGAAGAUUACCCUGAGCGGAAAAUCUCAGGGGCAGUCCAAUGAAAAGGAAUUACAAGAGAAACUUCACUUCUACCAUGUAAAAGUAGCAGAACCUAAAACUACGAAACCAAAACAAGACUUCAAUUUGAAUGCUGUUAUUGAUAACUUAUCGAGUGUGGGUGACCUCUUGAUCUUCAAUACGGAUGAGAGUCCUUAUCUCGGCACCACUCGGAGGGCAUCAGCGUACGUGCCAGUGGUGACAUCGAAGGUCGAGAACAAGAGCUUACUGGAAGCGGCCCCAAGCUCCAUCGUGAACAGAGAUGUCCUGAAACGUGAUGCCGACGAAUACCUGUACGCCCCCGGUAUAGGCAUGGUGCCAGAACUAGAGAUGCCACUGGACCUACCACAUUUACCAGGCAUAGCGGGUGACGUUCAAUUCUCCAAUACAACAGACGGAUCCAUAGCCCCGUCGGUAGUGACGUCACCAGUGGUACCGACCAUGUCUGUUCCUGAGGUGGAACUCCCGGAUUUAAAGGAACUGCCGGAUGUGAAGGGACUGCCAGAUGUGAAGGAGGAGAUUACAAGUGUGCCUGAGGCAGUGGUGGUACCUGAUAUACCGGACGCGCCGCCUGCGCCACCAGCCCCGGUGCUCCCUCCACCACCGCCGCCGCCACCGCCGCCACCACCCCCCAUGGACGUCGGAGAACCCGUAGUUAUUAAACGGUUCAGUUUGGUACGAAAUAUAAUAUCAUUUUCAUCAGAGAAAGUAUUGUUAUCAGGUGUUGCUUACACGAUAACAUUAAUAUACAUUGUCUGCUUGAUACUCACCUAUCUGCUUGGGGAAUCUGUACAAGCCCAUGCAUAUUUGCUGUGGGAGGCAUUUUUCUUAUUUGUUAUAUUGUUAGUAAACUUUUUGGUGGCGUUUAACGAAGAGUAUUUAUACAGGAACGAAAUACCUCAUAGAGUAAGGAAAGUCUUAGAAACAUUGGACGAAGCUGUAGAGAAUUCCAAAUGGAAGGAGAAUCACUAUCCACAUUUAUGUGCUCCAUUCUCCCCGUGUGUUAUUCUACAAUGGACAUAUAGAGAUUCUACUAUAGUAAACCUUCCAUGGGCCUUGCUUGUGGAAGGAGAUGUGAUAGUGCUGAGGCCAGGUCAGGAGGUGCCAGGCCACUGCCGAGGGUUGCAGCCAGAGGACCCUGAACAGUUCUUUGGACAGAUCUUCCAGCCUACAACACCACAAAAGAGCAACUUGAGUACCCCCCGCAUAAGGACACCGCAUCAGAAUAAAGCUUAUCGCAUGUGCGAGACUCCUUAUCUGAAGAACUUGAAGCUGGCGCUUGAACAAGCUACUAUAAGGCCGGUGACUGUCUUUGAGAAGCAAAGAUACUUGUGUACAGUAAAAAUAAUGGAAGGUAUAGUCCUACCGCUAGUGAUCUCAGUGGUAGUGAUCGCUAGCUUCGUGCGCCACGUGUACCACCUGCCCGGCGUCACGCACUGGACCGAGAUAUACUUCCUGCAGACGAUAGCUGCCUCACUGCCGCUGUUACAAAUCGUGUUCCCCAUCGCCUGGGUCACGCUUAACUGUUACGGCCUAGCUAGAUUUAAACUAUUAUCAGAAACUCGUCAGAAAUAUGUGCGACCUAAGUCUUGUUCUAUAUCGGAGGAGGCCAGUGACCCUUUAAUACAAGUUAUGAGCGAGUCCAACCUUCAGCCGGAGAGCCUCAAGUCUUUAGGGAGGACCUUCUUCAACAUACUGACUGGUAGAGAGGAUAUGGUCUGCAGAACUGCUAAUAUUGUGCAUGUCUUGGGAUCCCUGUCGGCGUUAAGCUGCGUUGACAAAAAGGGUAUUCUCUCGUGGCCAAACCCUACUGCUGAGAAAGUCUUCUUUCUGCGGAACUCUAGCCCGUCGUCCCACAACUCGAGCAAGACGAGCCUCGUGGGAUCAAUGGGACAUAACAGCGACGAACAACUAGACCCACCCACUGAUGGGAAACAAACGGCUGAACCAUCAACUAUUGUUGAGGUACUGGACCUGACGCACGACCAGAACGCCCCGUUCUGCGUGGAGUUCGACGACCAGCGCUGGCGCGCGCACCUGGCCCGCCUCAAGCCGCUGGGGCUGGCCGCGCUGCUCAACACGUGCGCGCCCGCGCCCCGGCACACGUACGCGCACUUCUGCGCGCAUCUCACCUGCGAGGCGCAGUAUAGUGAAGACUUAGUACCCGUGACAAAUAGAAGGUGUCUAUGCGAGCUCGCGAAGCAGAUCGGCUUUACCGACGCUGUGACUGAGAAUUACAAGGUCCAAGAGUGCCUCGCGAUAUUUAGACAUUUGCAAGCAGACACAAUACGUCGUGAAACACGCUUCGUCCGCUCGCUACAGCUGAGUACGAGAGUCAAAGUCCCCCUGCCUCACAUGUUGGCUGUCGUGGUCAAAGAUCAAGCGAAUCAGCUGCAGAUGUUAACACAGGGCACAGCAGACAUUAUCCUGGACUCUUGCGUGGACUACUGGAACGGUCGGGACCUGACGCCGAUCUCGCCGGCCGACAGGAAGAAGAUCAUCGACUUCUACCAGAGGAACUCGCUCACAGCUUACUGUACUGCCUUCGCCUAUAAGCCGCUGACGCGCGGCAUCGCGGCGCCGCUGUCGUCGCUGUACCUGGAGCUGCCGGCGGACAGCCGCCAGCUGUACGCGCCGCUGUCGCAGCACUGGGCCGACGCGCCCGCGCUGCACUUCCACUCCACCGAUUCCCUCUUGUUCAACGAGGUAACUGAUGACGAUGUUAAAGAUGCUGACGGCUUCUUCGAUAUGCAGUGUAAUCAGGUUUUCAUCGGCAUGGUAACAAUGCAGUACCAAGCUCAAAGUGACAUGGUGGAACUGAUAGAACGUCUAGAGCGCGCCUGUAUUCGCUUCGUCCACUUCAGCAAAGAGAACGAGCUUCGAUCGAGAGUGUUCAGCGAGAAGAUGGGUCUGGAGUCUGGGUGGAACUGUCACAUCUCACUCAUCAGUGAAGAAAACGCCAGGUGGCAGCAGUAUCCUCGGAGGCAGGGUCCUGUCUAUAGCUUGCGAGUCUAGUGGCCGAAUGUUCUGGGCGGCGAAUGACAAAGGUGUGAUAGUGAGUUACCGCAUGGACAGCGCGGGCGGCGGGCUGAGCAAGCUGCGGCGCUGCAUCGUGGGCGGCGCCGUCACGUGCCUC